Messenger RNA from Eurypyga helias (sunbittern), 474 nucleotides. RefSeq names its product VMA21 vacuolar H+-ATPase homolog (S. cerevisiae) (gene VMA21). Gene Ontology annotation, cellular component: endoplasmic reticulum membrane. The annotation marks the transcript as partial. Lineage: Eukaryota; Metazoa; Chordata; Aves; Eurypygiformes; Eurypygidae. Gene Ontology annotation, biological process: vacuolar proton-transporting V-type ATPase complex assembly. The record is from RefSeq and is a predicted model, not a curated record. The transcript is spliced from 2 exons.
UGGGAUGACUUCUUGUCCUGUUUCAGGCAUAUAUAUUGUGACUUUCUUCCAUGUGUAACUUUUCUUAUUUAUUUCAGAAAUGAGGGUUCAUUAACAUCAACUUUAAGAACACUUCUAUUCUUCACAGCUCUAAUGAUCACAUUACCUGUUGGGCUGUAUUUUUCAUCAAAGGCUUAUGUAUUUGAAGGUACCUUAGGAAUGUCCGACAGAGACAGCUAUUUUUAUGCUGCCAUAGUUGCUGUAGUUACUGUUCAUGUGGUACUUGCUCUCUUUGUGUACGUAGCCUGGAAUGAAGGCUCUCGACAGUGGCGGGAAGGCAAACAGGACUAGAAUGAAGAUCAUCAUCUGAUGCCUACGGACUGUAAAUCAAACUUUUGUGAGCUGAAGGAAAAGCAUUCUUCAAAAUGUAUAAUACACAUGUACAAAGAUGAGGCUAAUACCUCAACUCUGGUUAGAAUAAGACUUGUGCUUGUC